GUGGGCACCUCACCUGGCACCUCACCUGUGUCACGUGGGGCACCUCCUGUGUGCUCCUGUCACCCUCUGUCUGCCUGUGUCACCUCACCUGUGUCACCCCAACUGUGUCACCCCAACUUGUGUCACCUCACCUGUGUCACCUGUGCCCACAUCGUGGGCUACUUCUCCAAGGAGAAGGAGUCCCCGGACGGGAACAACGUCGCCUGUAUCCUGACGCUGCCCCCGUACCAGCGCCGCGGCUACGGCAAGUUCCUCAUUGCCUUCAGUUAUGAGCUGUCGAAGCUGGAGAGCACCGUGGGCUCCCCGGAGAAGCCGCUGUCGGACCUGGGCAAGCUGAGCUACAGGAGCUACUGGUCCUGGGUGCUCCUGGAGAUCCUCAGGGACUUCCGGGGCACCCUGUCCAUCAAGGACCUCAGCCAGAUGACCAGUAUCACCCAGACCGACAUCAUCAGCACCCUGCAGUCCCUGAACAUGGUCAAGUACUGGAAGGGGCAACACGUCAUUUGUGUCACCCCCAAACUGGUCGAGGAGCACCUCAAGAGCGCCCAGUACAAGAAGCCCCCCAUCACAGGUGGGUCAUUAAUUAAUUAA
Molecule: messenger RNA, 591 nt
Organism: Neopelma chrysocephalum (saffron-crested tyrant-manakin)
Lineage: Eukaryota; Metazoa; Chordata; Aves; Passeriformes; Pipridae
Product: histone acetyltransferase KAT8-like
Exons: 5
Biological process (GO): regulation of DNA-templated transcription
Molecular function (GO): histone acetyltransferase activity
Source: RefSeq, a predicted model, not a curated record